Messenger RNA from Betta splendens (Siamese fighting fish), 731 nucleotides. It is a transcript of the gene nmbb, whose product is annotated as neuromedin Bb. Lineage: Eukaryota; Metazoa; Chordata; Actinopteri; Anabantiformes; Osphronemidae. The record is from RefSeq and is a predicted model, not a curated record. Gene Ontology annotation, biological process: positive regulation of hormone secretion; neuropeptide signaling pathway. Gene Ontology annotation, molecular function: neuropeptide hormone activity; neuromedin B receptor binding. The coding region runs from base 148 to 552 and encodes 134 amino acids. The transcript is spliced from 3 exons. Gene Ontology annotation, cellular component: neuron projection.
GCAGCAGGAUGGAUCAUAUAGACGCAACCUAAACAGAGCCCACCCCGGCCCGGAGAGAAUAUAAAAGCAGGCAGCGUCUCCAGCACCCGCAGCGAUCAAGACAGAGACUUCUGAUCCCCGGAGGACAGUGCGCCGCUUCGAGCUGAGAUGAGAGGAUUUACGCUGAACGGCGUUUGCCAGUGCGGCUUAUUUACGGCCAUCGUCCUAUUUUCUUUCACAUCUUUUGUCGGAGCUGUGAGUUUCGACUUGACUGAGCUUAGGAAUAAAGUUGCAAAAAUUAAAGUGAAUCCAAGAGGCAACCUUUGGGCUACAGGGCAUUUCAUGGGUAAGAAGAGUGUGAUGGAUCCGCCCGUGCUGCCUUCGGCCGCGGAGCAGGACGCGGACGCGCUUGAAGUCGCCGUCCCCGCAGAGCAGGGCGCUCUCGGGGAGCUUUUCCAGGAGUUUCUGCGCGUGGCGUUGCAAGCGCAGGUGGACACGCACGAGAGCCGCUCAAAGAGCCAGGAGCUGGGUUUGUUGAAGGUUUUAGAAAACUACAUACAAAACAGAAAGUGAUGCAGAGGACGGGAGUCCCCCGGCUUCACCAACAGUCUCCUGCUUAUCAUGAUUGUAAUUUACUGUCGCCCGCAGCUCGUCUCUCGCAGAGCAGUUUUUUCCGAGUUUCCUUUGAUGAAUACAUUUCACAUUGUCUUGUUUAAAGUUAUUUAUAUUGAAUAAAAUAAUUAUUUGCACAA